Messenger RNA from Protopterus annectens (West African lungfish), 9416 nucleotides. RefSeq names its product zinc finger protein 708-like. Gene Ontology annotation, molecular function: RNA polymerase II cis-regulatory region sequence-specific DNA binding; DNA-binding transcription activator activity, RNA polymerase II-specific. Gene Ontology annotation, cellular component: nucleus. The coding region runs from base 1 to 1878 and encodes 625 amino acids. The transcript has 3 exons. Lineage: Eukaryota; Metazoa; Chordata; Ceratodontiformes; Protopteridae. The record is from RefSeq and is a predicted model, not a curated record. Gene Ontology annotation, biological process: regulation of transcription by RNA polymerase II.
AUGGCGGUUGGUGAAAACGUAAAAACAGUGGCGGUAACCACCAAGGACAAUUUAAUUAGAAAAAGAGAUGGAAUUAAUAGACAUUAUGUUAUAAGUUAUGCUUUAUUAUUGAAUUUGUCUAAUGGCAAUUUUGUCCCAAAAGAAGAAGUGAUUUCAUUUAUUCUGUGGGAUGAUGAAGCCCCACCAGAUGAUGUGAACACAGAAGAGAUACCACUGAAGUAUGGUUAUCCUGGCAGCAGUGAUGCUGCCACGAGAAAAUUUGAAUACCAUAGCACUUCGAGCCAACGGUCAUCGCCUGCCAGAAGCAAGCAAAGUAACAAAAUGAUGAAAUCCCGUCAGUAUCCAGAUUGGAAAAAUAGCACAGUGAGGCAUCGUCAAAUUUGGGCUGGGGGUAGACAAUAUAAAUAUGCUCGUGAUAACAAUGGUUUAGAACAGAAGCAAAACCUAGAAAUGAAUCAAGAGAGUUUGUCUGAAGAGGAUGGCAAAGGUGGGCCAUAUAAAUGUACUGAAUGUGAUAAAAGCUUCAUUAGGAAGCAUGACUUCAUAAAUCAUCAACAAGUUCACCCCAGAGAGACACCAAAGCGACCAUAUAGAUGUACUGAAUGUAACAGAUGUUUCACACACCUGAUUAAUUUCACAUUACAUCAGCAAAUUCAUACAGAAGACAAAUUGUUUAAAUGUGCAGAAUGCGGACAGUGUUUUACAUAUCACAGUCACCUUGUAAGCCACUCAGUGAUUCACUCAGAGGAGAAAUCCUAUAAAUGUGCUAAAUGUAAUAAAUGCUUUACACAGUACAGUGCCUUAUUACGUCAUCAGCUGACUCACACGGUAGGGAAACCAUAUAAAUGUGCUGAGUGCAGCAAGUGUUUUACACAAAAAAAUCAUUUAGCAAGGCAUCUGAUUGUUCACACAGGAGAGAAGCCAUACAAGUGUGACAAUUGCAACAAAUGCUUUACGCAGCGCAAGGACUUAAUGUACCAUCAAGCCAUUCACACGGGGGAAACACCUUACAAAUGUGCUGAAUGCAACAAGUGUUAUACUCGUCGCAAUCACUUAAUAUGCCACAUGGUCACUCACACAGGGGAGAGACCAUAUCCGUGUGCUGAAUGUGGUAAAUGCUUUAUACGGCGCAGUCAUCUAAAGUCCCAUCAAAUGAUUCACACUGGGGAAAAACCAUAUAAAUGCACUGAAUGCAACAUGACUUUCAGACUUAAGGAAACCUUUAUUAGUCAUCAGAGAUUUCACAAAGGGGAUAAACAGUAUAAAUGCUCUGAAUGUGAUAAGUAUUUUACAGACAGCAGUCAGCUAGAACGUCACCUAGCUGGUCACACAAGGGAGAAAUCAUUUAAAUGCAAUGAAUGCAGUAAAAGUUUUGCAUACCAUAGUAACCUAAUAUGCCACCUGCUUGUUCACACAGGGGAGAAACCAUAUAAGUGUUCAGUUUGCAGUAAAGGUUUUCAGCGAAACUGUGAUUUAAAACAACAUCAAGCCCUUCAUACGGAAGAGGAUCUGUAUAAAUGCCCUGAAUGUGGGAAGUGUUUUACAGAACAUAAACAUUUAUUAAGUCAUCAGUCUGUACAUACAGAUGAUAAGCUGCAUGAAUGUGCUGAAUGUGGUAAGUGUUUUACACAUCACAAUCUUCUAAUGCGCCAUCAUCGUAUACAUACUCGAGAGAAACUGUACAAAUGCAGUGAAUGCAGCAAGUGUUUUGCAAAACGUACACACCUCGAAUGCCAUCAAGCCAUUCACUCAGGAACUAAACCAUAUCCGUGUGCUGAAUGCAGUAAAAGCUUUAUGCAUCAGAGUUCUCUAAGGAAACAUCAGAAAAAAAAACACUGUUCUCAAACGGUGAAGACCAAAGCAAAGGGGAUUUCCUGAAUUUAUGAAUAAUUACUAAUCUGUACCAGUUUAAGAAUAUGAAUUAUUCCUACCUUAGAAUAAAAAAGAAAACUGCACACUUGGAGAAAUUAAAAGAGAAAAGAAAGUGACUAGCAUGUGAGAUCAGCCAAUAUUAACUGUUAGGUAAACAGAAGUAAAAAAAAAAAUAAAAACACAUCUUAUCACUGAAGAAAUAUAGCAUUUUUCAUGGAAAUAGCAAGCUUUAGUGACUUCAGUCUUCUCCACGUAGAGGUACAAAAAAUGAAAUAUUAGAUGUUAAUAGAAAUCAGCUUUAUGAAAUAAGGUCUCCCGGAUAGCUUCAGUGGUCUUUUGAGUUCUGGCUGUGAAAAUAUGUUUUUAUGCAUGUUGAUAUAUGCCACCAAAAUCCAUAAUCUUCCUGUGAAUUACAGAAUGAGGCAAUCCUGGGUACAUUAUGGCUGUUGAGAAGAACCCUCUUGGCAAACGUCACAGACUGAGGGGGUAACAAUGUCAUGCAUCGUUUUAAGUAUAUUUUUUCCUUAGGAAUGGGCAUCCAUUCCUCACAUAGCAUUAAAAAGUCCUAAAUAAGGAGAAAAAUUAAACCAGAAAGAAAUCAUCUAAGUAUGCGGAGUGCGUUGUGUUUUUACACAUUACAGUUUGCCUAGGUCUUGACUUAGUCACUGUCUUCUGUGUGCUCUUACCACUGUCAGAUAAUCUACUUGAAUCAUCUGCUGCCACAUCAUAAAAAAGGCAAAAAAAAGGAUUUUACAAAGCAAAACUAAAUAUAAUCUACUUACCUCUUAAAAAAGUUUUGCUGAAUUUGUGACUUGGAAAGGCUGAUACAUCCUGCCUUCAUCCGAGGGGCUAAUAGCACUCACAGCCACAUGUGCCUAGGCCAGACAGCACUGCAGAUAUCUGCAAAAGCACAAACAAAUAAAGGAUCGUAAAGAAAAAGGAGAAAAAAAAAAUAAAAAUCUGCACAAGAUGGAACAAAUGGAAGCACAAUCUUCAAAAACCAGACUUUCACUAAUUUCAUCUCUGGAAAAGGAAACCUCUACCAAAAGGCAGAAAACAUCCAAAUCUCAGCCUGAGGCUUCCAAGCAGCUACAAAAAAGCAAGGGAGAACAUCCAUUUACAAUUGAGGAUCUAAAGGCAGCAUUAUCUCCACUUCAGUCUGAAAUACAAGCAUUUUCAUGAAAGUUAACCCUCUUUGGCAACAACCUGGAUCAAAUCAUUACUAGAAUAGACCAAAAUGCUGCAAAAAUCUUGGAAAACGAAAUCAAAAUACAGGAACUUCAAAAAAAUACUUCCACAAAUGAAGCUUCUGUAAAGGAAAUGUAGCAAAAAAAUAAUUGAUCUGGAGGCUUGAACAAGGCGUAAUAAUGUGCUGAUCAGAGGAGUUCCCCAGAAGUUUGAACAAUCACAACUGCCCUCUAUUGCACAGGAAAUUAUUGGUCUCUUACUAGAUAAUAAAGAUCUUGCACAAUCAUUCUCAAUUGAAAGAAUCCAUAGGGCACUGAGAAAAUCACAAGCAACGGUUAUGCCCAGACAAAUAUACACAAGGCUACUGAAUGCUUCCCAUGCCCAGUCAAUCUUACAAGCUGCUAAAUGUAAGAAGUUCGUGAUCUGGAGAGGCUCAGAAAUUACAUUUGCCCGGGACUUGCCAUUCCCUAUUAAACAAGAAAGACAGUCCCUCUCACCCUUCUGCAAAUUUCUUACAAACAAAUCCAUCAAGUUCCAGAUUAAAUAUCCAGCCACCUUAUCUUUCCAGUACAAAAGUGUAAUGUACUCUAUAAAAAACCUACAAGAAGCAAAAGCUACAUUCCUUAAGACUUUUGGUGAAACUCCGACAUCUUCAUAAAAAACAGUAAACAAGGUUAGGUAUGUGUUCCUCUUCUUUUAAGUGAUAAUUCAUUCAAACACAUGAUUUUCAGGGGAAAAAAAGCAUUUAAGCUCUUAAUGCAUCCAAGUUUUGAGGAACUGUUCAAUACAAAAUGGACUGAAACCUCAAUGUUCAUAUCAACUGCUCGAACAUUUAGACCUAACAGAAUACCACUUUCCUUAACUUUGAGUGUAUUCAGUAUCUUGAGGCCAUAUCUAGGCUCCUAUCUCAACGUUCGAACGCUAGGCCAAGAAUCUGUGUGCUCAACUAUCCCUCGUGUCCUCUGUGUGCAACAAGCUAACUGGUCCUACAGGAAUCCUCUUCCCUCUUCAAAUGCGCAGGCCUGACCCGACUCAAAUGAGUCCCACCGCAAAAUCGAGACUUCCGCCUUUCUCCCUCUACUCGCUGAAAAGGAAAAUAGGAGAUUGCUACUGAGGAGAAGGAAGAAGCGCCUCAUUGGAAAAGCAACCGCAUGGAUCAUAACUGCUUAUCUCCUGUACGUGGAGAAGCGCCUUUCUGGUGAAUGCAAGUCCAAAAAGCUCAAUAACCGAUGACAUCUGUACAAAAAAUAACUGAACUAUAAAAAAAUGUAUGGAACCGAACGGUUCAUUCCUGAAAUACACUCGGAAGUAGAAAAAUAGAAAUCAUUUGGUACUGUAAAGAAGUUUUGAUAAAUACACUCAAAAGCAGAAUGUAUUGAUCUUUUUUGUAAGUUAUGUUAUAGCAUCUGUUUGCAUACAUGUUUGGUUGUGUGUGUGGGUGUGUGUAUGAAAAUAUAUGUUUUUACUAUGGCUACUUGACUACCAAUCAAGGUCGAAACAGCAACAGACAAGUUGAUUCUCUAGCCUAGAAUGGAAAUAUUUCUGGCUUGUCAUGAUAAAUGUUAUGGGGAACUAGUAACCUAUACCUGCAUUCCCAGGGAAUUGUGAUGUGUGUAUGGGUAAUGAUUUGUUCUGUAAGAAAUUGUCAUGGGUAAGGGACAUUGAAAAUGUUUGGAAUUCUAAUGGUAGUAUUAGGCAUGAAGUGCAAUGAGCUUGACAAAAUCUACAGUUUCUUUCAGAUCUCAGUGGCAGGUACAAGUCUAUAAAACUUACACUCCCAGAGUAGCUGGACAGAGGUCUGGGGAGCUAAGCAAAAACCACAACAUGAUAAAUAGUAUAUAUGAAUCACUAGUCUUCAGCUGGAUGCUGAAAGCCAACACCCAGAGCAGCAGUGCAUAGUUAUUGCUUUCGGCUAAGGCCUAGAUAUAUUUGGUGAUUAGGUUGAGUGCUAGUGAUAUGACUUGCCAGACCAUCACACCGGAAGUGACCAGACCUUUUUGUCAGUAGAAGAGGGUUUCCAGUAGUCAUAACUCCUGUUCUUCAAAUUUCCAAUACAACCAUUGGUUGUCCCUUGUGGGAUUUAAUCACCAUCAGUGCCAGAUUGGUCACCAUGUUCCAUGACGGGGGUGGUACUGCAAACCAUCAAUGCCUGAUCAGUUACAGUGAACAAUAGAAGAAAGUAUACUAACACACUGCUGACUUACCUACCACUCAAACAUACAAGUGAAUAUAGUAAUGCAUAAAUAAACUAAUUAGUUUUACAGUGAUUUACAGUAUACUAAACUAAAUUGUAUACACAACAUACAAUAUAUAAGUCAUAUAUUCAGGGAACUUCAUAUAGCUUAAAUAAUUUUUCACUCUGCUAUACAUGUUUUCACAAGUAGCAACUCAGAAAAAGACGGAUUAUAAGGUUUUCUAUGAUUCAGAAAGUAAACAGAAGAAACAGAUCUAGGAAAUAGUUGAAGGUCAUGGACAGUAAGGGAGAAGAAAGGAGAGUGGAGAACAGGGGUCUGUACUAUUUGAGGGCAAAAGUUAGGGUAGGGUGCAUGUGUGUGUUGUCCAUGUCAACGUAGUAAGUAUUUUGACAGUUCUUAUUAAUUUGAACACAGGGCAGUGUCCAAUUUUAUAAAUAUCUGUGUAACAAAGGAAAAAUACCAUCUUUUUUAUGUACAUAAAUGAGGAAAGUCAUUAUCAACUACAUUUCAUUAGCUUAUCUUUAGUGCUAUACUAUCCAAUCUGUUUAGUUAUAUGUACAUCUACUUAGUCUGUCAGUACUCCCACUACUGUCUAUUAAUAUUUAUCUUUUAGCCCUAGAUUUUAAAUAUCCAUAGUUUAAACCUUGGAUGUCAUUUAAAUUGUUUUAAAGCACACUGUGGUCAAAUGAUCUGUUAUACUGUUACACUUAAUCUCUUUAAGGAAUGUGCACUUGAUUUCUUUCUGAGACCAAUGCCUCAAUGCUGGGCUUAGCUCUAAUAUCUAUACAAGGAUAUAUUCCGGCUCUAAUUACCUGAUUUAAUUAAAUUUCUAAUAAAGUCAGAAGCGCUUAUAAAAAGUUAUGAAUAAGCUAGAAAGAUCGCAAAAGUAUUGCUGUCCCACUUUUACUCAAACCCAAUGUCGCUACAUUAUUAACAUGAUGAACGCUGCAGUUUAAAUAUGAUAACAGGGAAUAUGGGGGAAGUAUAACAUGGCCUCCAUUCACAGAUAUAGCAGUGCAAGAAAGCAAGUAUUACAUUUUAGGUUCUACCGGGUUAUUUUAACCAGAGUCAGUUACAGAUGGAGUUUGUAACAAUACUGUGGUGAAGCACUAUAUAUAAGGAGAAAACAAAGGAGGCCAUAGAACUGUAUCUGCGGCAAAAUAAUUUAUGCUUGCUAGAUUCAGCAAAUGCAGACAGAAUAUUGUAUAUGAUCAUAAGGAUUAAGGGGUCUUGCAAAAGUCAGUUAAUUGGGGUAUUAUUGUAUACUAAAGCCCAUGCUUUCUAUAUCCGAAGUCCAGAAAGGGUCCUCAAUGUUGACAAACGUGUACAGAUACAUUCUGCUUUAAACCUCAGCCAAACCUUGCAUUAACAACAACCUAGUUCUGCUUGUUGUGAGGUCUGACUGGAGAGGUGAAUACAACGUAUAUGCCUGGAUAAAUGCUUUCUGGCAAAUAUAAAUCAAGCAACAUCUACAAAUUUUAAGAUAGAGCAAAUAUCUUAGCUUCGAAUACCCCAGUUGCAUCCCCUUAUUAUUUCUUUUUCCUGCUAAGGCACUCUGAACAGCGGAGUAACAGAAAGCACUCAAGCAUGAAACUGUUUGGCUCUAAGGAGCUUCAUAAAAACUCCUCCUUGUGUCAUCUUUAUAACAGCCUAUUCAAGCUUUAUAAACAAAAUGUUUCUGCAGAUAUGAUGAUGCUUUGCACUAAUCUGUGAUCUCUGACUCAGAAAAUAGAUAAAUGCAUUGUUUCUGUUUACAGUCUUAUAGCUGCUGUGAAGUAGGGUGACUUUGCUGUAUGGUCAUACUGGGUUAGGCACAAUCAGUCACUAUUCUAAUGUCAAGAAAAAUCCUUUGUCAGAACCAAAUACAUUUGCUGAUGUAUACUAUAUGUCCAAAAAGUUAUUUUUUUAUUGCUGAUACUUUAGAGCAAGAAGCACGUGUGUGUGGUAGGUUGGAUUUUGGAAUGUUGAGAAAUUUUUGUAAAGUAGUUCAUUAUGUAAAUAGUGUUUUCUUAUUUCUUUCAGAUAUUUGUAGAUUGUGGUUAAGCACGGGUAGAGAUCUGAGAGAGGUGACUGUCACCUUACCUUAUCUUUGUCCUAAAUUUUCCUCAUUCAAGGGAAGCAAUCCUGUCUGCUUUCACUCCUACUGCCUAUUUCUACUUAAGAUAACAACUCAUUUCCCUGUAAACCUUUCUUACUCUAAUAAUAACAACAUGACUCUCUCAUCCCACUAGUUACUUGGAUAAAUGUUAUUGAUAGACUCAUGGAAUAUAAAAGGGUUGCAAAAUAAUAAAAAAGGGAAUCUAGUUUUACACUUAAUCCAAUAAUCUUUGUUUGAAAUUACUUUUAUACAAGAAACGCACAUGACUACGGCCCAAUGGACAAAAGAAAUGGAUAAAACAAAUUUCAACGGCUGGUGAUAGCAUGGUCUCCAAAGGGGGUAGCAAUAAUAGUUAAAAAAAUCUUUCAAAGGUUCAAUUACAUCCUCUGGCUGGGAUCCAAAUGGAAGAUGGUGUUACCUAACGUGCUCUACUCCAUCCUACAAAAAAGAAAUACUUAUAUUAAAUGUUUAUGGUCCCUGCAUACCAUCAGUCUUUGUUCCUAUAUGAAAUCUUUUCGCUCAUUGAAAAAUUCAGCAAUCAUCUACUGAUCCUUAGUGGGGACUGGAACACUACACUCAGACAGGAAUUAGAGAGAACCUGUAAAACCAAUAAACAACCCAUAAAUACUACUAAUACUUUGAGAGAUAUGAUGGAAGUCUUUAACUUGUUUGAUCCUUUUGAACUCUUUAGGAACAUACCCAACAUUAGUAACUACACAUUCUUCUCUGCCUACCAUAAAUCCUGGUCCAGGAUAGACUUCUUUCUAAUAUCAACUUUAUUUGCCUCCUAUGAUAUAAUAUAUAGCAGUGACCCCAGAACUAUCUCUGACCAUGCCAAAAGUAACCUACAACUAAAUAUAUGUAAACAUAUCCAUCUGAAUUCCAUCCCGACAAAUUGGUCCCUUUAUCCAAACCUCCUGAACAACAUGACUCUCCAUAGAGAAAUUCAAGAAUUCCUGUUACAAACAUUUACCUCCUUUGAAAUGUCUGAUAUACCUCUAGAUAUUCAAUGGGCGGUUGCCAAAGCUACUUUAAGAGGUAUUCUUAUUCAAAAAUCCUCUAUAAUUAAAAAACAAUCUAAAUACUGCACUUUGGUGCUAGAAACAGAACUAAAAAAACUAGAAUUAGAACUCCAAACCAAGUUCUCUCCUGACAUUGAGAAAGAAAUAUCCACCAUUCAAAAACAACUUCAGGAACUACACCUUAAUCAGUAGUCACUUAUGGAAUCCAGACUUAUCCACAAGUAUGCUGAAUUGGGCGCAAACGCCCUUGAAAAUCCUGGCUAGGAUUAUAAAUUUCAGACCCCCACCUACUACAAUAAAACACAUUUUUCAUAAGGGUCGCUCCUAUUUCACUGAUAGGAAAUCAUUCAGAUUUUUCAGAAAUUAUAUGAGGAAAUUUAUGGUCCCCAAACACUUGAAUCAGUAGGCCUUCAGGACUCUUUCCUAAAUGAAUUAUAUUUUCCAAAAAUAAGUGAUAAUCACUUUAAAUUACUUAAGGCACCUAUAACCUGGAAUGAAAUCUCGGCCAUAAGCUGAAACCAGGUAAAGCCCCAGGCCCAGAUGGCUGUGUGUCAGAAUUCUACAAGUUCUUCAAGCAAACACUUGCCUCCAUUCUUCUUAAUGUUUAUAAUUACAUUAUUCAGUUUGGUAUAUCGGAUUUAUAUCUCAACAAUUCCAAGACCAUUUUUAUACCAGAAUCAAAUGACAACGUUGGCACAAAUGACUACCAUCCAAUUGCCCUAAUUAACAUUGACGUAAAGAUUUUAUCAUCUAUCUUAGCAAAUAGACUAAAAAGCAUAUUACCACAUAUUAUAUCUCAUAACCAACUGGGUUUCAUGAACAACAGACAUGUUUGGGAUAACACUUUAACCAUUGAAGUCAUAACAUAUAUAACAAAUCAUGACAAAUCCUCAAAAUAUGCUCUAUCUGUUGAUGCCCAAAAAGCUUUUGAUCGGGUAAAUUUAAAGUUCCUCUUUAAAACCUUGAAAUACUUCUCCAUCCCUGAUGAAUUUAUCAAAAUGGUUACAACCCUCUGUACUAAAGCCUCCACUUCCCUCAAUA